CUUGAAAAAGAAGUUUCUGGGCCUUCUACCUCUUGCUGUAGCAGAAAGAUGUGACACUUCUGUUGUUUUGAUUCUGAUUGCUUUGGAUUUCUUUAGAUUUCAAGAUGUCUUGAACUCUUCACGUGGCUUAAGUUACUUUCAUCUUGAUAUUUUAUUUCAAUUUGUGGAGUGUGAGCAAAUUUGUGGGUGCAAAACUUUUAGGUUAAAAAACACUUCAAUUGAAGAUGUCAUGGUUGACAGAUUUGGCAGGGAAAGCAGAAAACCUGCUGAACAAAAUAGACCAGAAUGCUGCUGUUGUCUUGAAGGAUACAACCCUUAUUAAUGAACAGUUACAAGAUGUCAUCUGGAAAUCCAAACCUACAGGGUGGAAACAGGAAGGCGAUGAAGUUUCUUCAUCAUACAAUCAAAUGCAAAUUUCUUCACCACCUCGUUCUGCACCCAGUGGGUCAGCUUCACCUGCCAGGAAACCAUCACCAAACCGAUCUGAAAUAACUUUUCAAAAGAAAAAUUAUGAGGAUGAUUUGUUAUCUUUUCUAAACAGUUCUGAUACUAUAUUGGUAAAUAACUUUGAGAAAGAAAUUACAGGAUAGUUUC
This is a messenger RNA of Frankliniella occidentalis (western flower thrips), 594 nucleotides long. Its product is annotated as golgin subfamily A member 5-like. Gene Ontology annotation, biological process: retrograde transport, vesicle recycling within Golgi; Golgi organization. The coding region runs from base 225 to 590 and encodes 121 amino acids. The transcript is spliced from 2 exons. The record is from RefSeq and is a predicted model, not a curated record. Gene Ontology annotation, cellular component: Golgi membrane; Golgi cisterna. NCBI's taxonomy places the organism in Eukaryota, Metazoa, Arthropoda, Insecta, Thysanoptera, Thripidae.